AAGAGUCAAAAUAAAAACGGGUGAUCACACAUCCGUAGCAACUAGCGUAGUACACACGAAGAGGUAAAAUGGCGCCAUCGAUGGACUUGCUUUCCUGCAGCAUUAUUGAAAAAGACUGCAACGGAGACGUUCUCUGGACAUGGAAUUACCCUAGCAUUACGGAACAGCAAAAAUCUAUUGUCCUUAGAAAAUGUUCCCUUCAAUCUGAACACAAUGAUAUUCUUCCAUUCAUUUACUCAAGAUAUGCCACAAACUCUUGGUUUUAUGUUCAUUGUACCGAUGUUUCAGAGUCCGACAAUCUGCCAAGGGUAAAGCAGCUCGCACUUAUUUUGUUUGCAAAAGAUUUCAACCCGCAAAAAUAUGAAGCAUUAUGCAGAGUUCUGAGUAAAACUUACUGCAAGACUGGAACUCCGACAGAGUUGCUGCAGCUAUAUUUAUCGGUGUUUACUAAAGGUUCUUGCGUUACUCAUGAAAACGGGACAUUUCUUUGUAAUGAAUUCAAUGGACGGAGGGUUGCCGGAAACACAAAUGUGAGAGGCUUGAUAAAAGCCUUUGAAUUGAAGACCAUUCUUAUUUAUACUGCAAUACUGUUGAAAAAGAGAAUCAUUGUAUAUCAUCACAGCCUAGAACAGUUACUCAGGUGGAUACGAACCUUCCCCGCUCUUAUGAAGCAUAGAAAUAUCACCAACAAUUUAUUCCCAUGGGUCGAUCUUGUCAGAGAUGAAGUUCUAGAUCUAAAGGGUCAUUCAUCAUACAUUGCAGGAUGUAGAGACAGUCUGGUUGCUUCUCGAUCAGAGUUGUAUGAUCUUCUUGUUAAUUUACCCGCCAGAGAGAUCACUGUUGCAUCUCAAGCCAAAGAAAGUCUAACGAUGACUAAAGCGCACAAAGAGAUAGCGUUGUUUAUGGUUCAACUUGGCGAAAACCAAUCCCUUACAGAAGCACAAAUAAUAUCAGAGAUCUCAGACAAAACUCAGGAUCUCUUGAACCAACUAAAGUCUUUGGCAACAGUGACCACCCCAGAAGGACGAAAAAUGGUGUCGAUCGAGACGUUUAAAGAAAAAAAUUUGGCCCCUGCGGUAGAGAAUUUUUUGAUAAAUCUGGCAAUCGCGGAGAACCUUAUAAUGCUGUGAUGUUUUACCUGUGGAGUAUUCUUCCUGCAUCUUGUUCAUCAGUUAUGAUUUGGUUACCAUUUGAGUGCGGUGGACGUCGUUCUCCAGUCAGUCAAGGUGAGUGGUAAUAAUGUCAUUACAUUCUGUACUCAGUGAGUGCAUUGAGGUUGCGAUUCGAAGUGCUUAAUGUUAUGCCAUCUGGUUGAUAACAUGAAUUGCCAUAGUUCGUGGCUGUUUACUUUUUCUUAUUAAGAAUUAUUCAACCGUCCUGGGGCACGUUUAUGAAAAAAAUGUACAUAACUUGGAAAUUGUCAAGUGAGAUUUAUUACACCUGUAAUGAGAACAUUUUGAUAUCUCACAAAGAUAAAUAACUACUCUAAGUGCUCUCGUUCUUUUUUUACAAUUUAUAAUUUUAACGACCUUUCGGUUGCUAAAAUCAUACAUUUAAAUAUACAGUAUAUUACAAUGUCUAUAUAUGAAUAAAAUCACAUGCUAUAUCAUAAAUAAU
This is a messenger RNA of Athalia rosae (coleseed sawfly), 1617 nucleotides long. RefSeq names its product putative DENN domain-containing protein 10 B. Gene Ontology annotation, biological process: protein transport; regulation of early endosome to late endosome transport. Gene Ontology annotation, cellular component: late endosome. Lineage: Eukaryota; Metazoa; Arthropoda; Insecta; Hymenoptera; Athaliidae. The record is from RefSeq and is a predicted model, not a curated record. Bases 69 to 1130 code for a protein of 353 amino acids. The transcript is spliced from 6 exons. Gene Ontology annotation, molecular function: small GTPase binding; guanyl-nucleotide exchange factor activity.